CUGCUGUCAUUCCCCCCUUGGAAGACCAUUCCUGAAUGCAUGGAAGGAGAGGGGGGAUCAUUGGACGGAUGGGGUAGACUACGGGAACAACGAUUGCUUUCCUCCUUGAUCUAUCCGUUCACCUAUUGUUACCGUACUUCAUUCACAGGAUCAGAAUUGGGAUGCCACGGGGGCUAACUAUGAUACUGUACCUGCAGCUCCGACUUCUUUUUUUUUUUCUCAUUCGCUAGGGUUAUGGUACAUACUCGAGCACACAAGGGUACAUAAAUCAGUUGUUUUUCCCCUCCUUUUCUUUCAAGCCUCACUCUAUCUUUUAAAGUUUUCCCACACGAACCCGUCCGUCAGUCGGUUGAACCCGGACGAAAACCUAUCCAUAGACCGCAUCCACCUGUUCAUCCAUCGCAGCGAUUCUCCUCCACUUACUGCAAGCCCCCUUUCCUCCCUCAUCGUUCGGAUUAGCCCCACCAUUAAACCCGAAAUACAAACAAGCACGCGAGCAAGCAAUGUCCAUCCCCAGACCCGCAAUCUCCUCAAAACGACCCCGCUCCUCCUCAAGCAUCAGGUCAGAAGACGUAUUUUCCCCUCGCAAGAAGGCGCGCGGUUCCUCAGUUCAGGCAGCCUCCUCUCCCGGUCGAUCCCCGCUAAUCCGAUCCCGACGCUUGAGCUCUGAGGUCCCAGACCUGAGCAGUAGUUUGGUCACUGGAAGACUCACACCUGCGCCCUCGGUCACACCUGCGCCGACUUCUGCUCUUGGGAAAGCUGCUACUGCUACUAACGAUAAAGAUACUGAGCCCGAGACAUCCCCACCAACGGUCAACCUGCCCGUCGCAAAGAGACGCCCACGACUAUCACUACCAGCGCCAGAGCCCGACCGUCCCCAUCGGGAGGGGACCGUGGAUUCCGGUGAGCCGGCCGAGGACGCAGAAGACUUUGCAGAGCUGCUGCGCGAUGGGUUCAGUCUUCAGGAGGCAGCCCUGUUCCAACGUAUACAGAAGCGCGGAUUUGAGCCUUUAAUGCCAGCGCACUGGCAGGUGGACUUCUCCACGAUGCCGGACCAUCUAUUCACCGCUGCAGACGACCCAGCAUACAUCGAAUCGAUCACGUUAGACGGGACAUUCAACGCCACAACAGCUUUCCAGACUCUGGUUAAUUUAGGCGGAUUUGUUCGUGGGAAGUUGGAGGGGAAGCACGAUGCUGAAGCAAAGAUUGUUUCUAGCUUGAGGAAGUAUAUUCAGUGGUCUGUCGAUGACGCUAAGAUGGCCGGCUUCGAAAUCCACCCCUUAAUAGCAAUAUCUUCUUCCCAGGGCAAAGACCCAGCCCACUGCGAGAACCGCAUGGAUAAAAAACUCCACGAGAUAGCCAAAACCCUCCGAUCCCAAGACUCCCACCUCUCAAUCAGCCACCCCCGACCAGAAACCUCCUCAUCCACAGUCUACGGCCUCGCAGUCGCCGGCUGCGUUGCAGCACUAAUCACCCUAAACGCCCGCGAUGAGAAGGCGCCUACAAGGACUAUGCUAGUAGUAGACUUUUCAGAGGCGAACACAGAUUUCUGGAAUGCCAUUUCUAUCGCACUACUAGUAAUUGCAGCCAGAGAUGACGAACUGGAACGGGUGGACUUUUAUAGAGACCGUGGGGUAGAGAGGGGUUGGAAGGUGGGGCAAGUAGAGUCUUGGCAAGCAAAGGGGAGGAGGAGGGGCGGGGUUGAGGAUGAGGAUGAGGAUGCGUAGCUUGUCUGGUUUCGAUUAGGGGGUAUUGGUAUUGCCGGUAGGUGUGUCCUUUUUUCUGCGUUUCCUUUCCUUUGUUUGCCCAGUUUUGCUUUCCUCUGGCGGGGAAAGGGGUGAGGUUAAGGGAGGUUUUGUCAGUGUUGGCGUUUGGAUUUGGAAUUUGGAAUGUGGAAUAUGUGGGUAUUGGGAAGUAGCGGACAGUAGGGCCACCACGACGGUGCAGUGGUGGUGGUGGUGACGGUGGCGCGGUAGUAGCGCUACAUCGCUAGGGGGUCUAAUACCGCGAUAUCAAAGUUUGCACUUUUCUUGCUUUUGAACUAUUAUUACUCGCAUAGAGCACUGUACGUGUACUAUGUCUGCGCUUCUACAAUAUUAUUGUUUUUCCCCUUUUCCCUUCCCCAUCCUUCCUCUCCUUUUUGCCUAAGUGCUGUAAGCAUGGUGCAAGGAAGGAAGGAAGGAAGGAAGGAGACAGUCAAAUAGGGGGAGAUGUCCGCUUGUUUACUUACACCUUCGCUACUAAUCACUUGCUCGCUUGUCCCCUCUCUUUUGUUUAUUUAUUUAUGAUAUCUAUUUCUACAUGUAUAAUAUCACCAUGCCAGAUAUUUCUCUCCUUCAA
This is a messenger RNA of Tuber melanosporum (Perigord truffle), 2340 nucleotides long. RefSeq lists its product as uncharacterized. NCBI's taxonomy places the organism in Eukaryota, Fungi, Ascomycota, Pezizomycetes, Pezizales, Tuberaceae. Bases 504 to 1727 code for a protein of 407 amino acids. The record is from RefSeq and is a predicted model, not a curated record. The transcript has 4 exons.